AAGGAAAGUCACCACAGUUUUUGUAUAUACAGGUGAUAUUUAUUCACUGUAAACUUGCUGGUGAUUGUUAACUAUGAGCAUCGCAUCUAAAUUAACAAACCACGAGUCCCAUAUCAAAAAAAUACAAAAAUCACGAAAAAAUAGAAUAGUUGCCACAAACCAGGAAUUAAGGAAUGCUACCAGUCCCAUAACUCACCGCAUGUGGACACGUACAUUCAUCAUUCUUUCCGUCAUAACAGUUGUGUAUUUCUACACAAAAAACCAAAAUCAUGAAACAAAGUUCGGCCUUGUACGGGAAAAUUUAUUACUACGAAUGCAAAAGUUCGAGUGUGCAUCAAGCUAUGCUGAGGAAAUACAAGCUUUUCCGGAGUGUGUGCCAAAUAAAUGUGGUCGUUUCAUCACCGAUAAAUUAAUUGAAGCUGCAGAAGGGGAAAUAUUGUUGGACUUAGCUCGUUCUAUACUUACAAAAUAUAAUUCAUCUGGUGGUGCUUCAGUACUAGAUUUGCAUACGGGUGCGUUGUCAUUUGGUGAAGGAUUUAUUAAUGCAUACGAUAUUGAAGAUUUAAAAGACGCAUUUAAAGAAGAACACUUUAAUGUUUUCAAUUUGGUUAGAAGGAAAAUAAAAAGGGCUAUUGCGGAACACUUUGGUAUUUCGAAUGCAAAUCUUUAUUUUACAUAUCCAACAUUUUUCUCACGCCUAACAAACAUAACUGCGAAGACAGUGCAUGAUGAGUACUGGCAUGAACAUGUGGAUAAGGAAACAUACGAAUCAUUUCAUUAUACUUCGCUACUGUAUUUAACCACAUACAAAAAAGAUUUUGGUGGUGGUCGUUUUGUGUUUGUUGAUGGUACGCACAAAAAUAGGACAACAUCGAUAAUCGAACCCAAGUUAGGACGAGUAAGUGGCUUUACAUCUGGAGAAGACAAUCGUCACCAUGUCGAAAUCGUAACCAAAGGUGAAAGAUAUGCUUUAACAAUUUCAUUCACAUGCGAUCCAAAACUAGGCAUACCAGAACCAAGAGAAUAGUUCAGCGCUAGUAAAUACAUUUCCUCUUUUGGACAAGUUUGAAGUAUAACAAAAUGUUUUUAAGUUAAAACAUCACAAGUUUAUUUUAUUUAUUUUAUUUAUUACUCCUAUAAAAC
Molecule: messenger RNA, 1143 nt
Organism: Teleopsis dalmanni
Lineage: Eukaryota; Metazoa; Arthropoda; Insecta; Diptera; Diopsidae
Product: 2-oxoglutarate and iron-dependent oxygenase domain-containing protein 3-like
Exons: 4
Coding region: 74-1027 (317 amino acids)
Cellular component (GO): membrane
Molecular function (GO): L-ascorbic acid binding; iron ion binding; oxidoreductase activity, acting on paired donors, with incorporation or reduction of molecular oxygen
Source: RefSeq, a predicted model, not a curated record